Molecule: messenger RNA, 998 nt
Organism: Fragaria vesca subsp. vesca
Lineage: Eukaryota; Viridiplantae; Streptophyta; Magnoliopsida; Rosales; Rosaceae
Exons: 1
Coding region: 25-747 (240 amino acids)
Source: RefSeq, a predicted model, not a curated record
UCCAAAUUGGCUAAACUAAAAGCAAUGAAGAUUGACAAGGAAAUCACUCACCCUAUCCAUCCUAGACACAAGCUCAAGAUUGAAUACACAGAGAUCCCAUUCUACUGUGAUGGGUGCAAAGAAGCAGGGAUUGGCCUCAAAUACAAGUGUCAGCAAUGUGAAUUUGAUCUUCACAAGUCAUGUGCUGUGGCUCCUCUCUACAUCAACCAUCCCUUCUACAACAAAUGUGAGUUUCAGUUUCUUUAUAGACCGCCGGGGGCUCUCAGAAGAGUAUGUGAUGCGUGUAGGAAAGAUGUUUCCGGGUUUGUGUACCACUGCAGGAGAUGUGGAUUUGAUCUACACCCUUGUUGUGCAAACCUCCCACAAGUCCUAGAUGAUGGGAAGCACAACCUUUACUUGUGCCUCAAGUUAACCAGCGCUUGUCAUCGGUGUGGAGGCAAGGGACCUGGUUGGUCUUACAGGUCUGACUGCAAGACCUACAACCUUCAUGUGUCAUGUGUGAAGGAGUUGCUUGUGGAGAGCUGGCAAGCCAUGUAUCUCAAUGUGGACAAGAACAAGGUUAGGGAAAUGCAGACUACAAUUCCUAGCCUUAAGGGCACACUGCAAAACCAUCAUGGGAAAAAAGGAGGGAAGGUUGGCAAAUGUUGCCAGAUUGCUGGUGGCGCUGUUCGUGUUAUCGUCUCUGCUAUCCUCGGAGAUCCUACUGCUCUAAUAGGUGCUGCUGUUGCUGGUUUCAUGUCCAAGUAAAUUAAAGGGAUGAGCAGAAAAUUGAAAACCAAGUAUAUAUGCUUAGUUGAGUCAUGUAAUUCCUAUUGAUUGUGUCUGUCAUGUAUCAGUUAUUACUUUGUUACAAACUUGUAAAUUGAAGUAGUAUGUGAACGAUUUGGAUCUGGCAUCCAGAUGCUUAUAUAUGAUAUUGUUUGUAAUGGAUAUGACCAGAACCUUCCUUCUUUUCUUGUACUUGGUGGUUGGUACGGACCAAAUUGGGUGAAAUCCUU